AUUGUGCUAUAUUCCAGACCUACUAGGCAUUGUGAACCGGGGUUAAACUCUUUUCAAGUGUGUUUCCACAUGAGCCUGCGUCACACCGUGAACGCACCAAGCAACCAAUUGUCGACUCAAAUGCUUCUAUUUCGGUUCCGUCCAGAUGCGUGGGGCUGCAGUGCAUUACUUGGUCGAGUUUGUUUGACCGUGAGUGCAGAGCGAAUGCAGAAUGCCAUACCUUCCAGGCACAAUUUCACUAUUCCUCUGAGGGGCGGAGAUCGUUUCGGGAGUUCCCAGUUCAACGUGCAUGAUGGUUGGAUUCGGAAGUUGAAGCGUUGCUAUUGCAGACAUGAUCGAGGUACAGUACUCUUGGCAUGCUGAUCUGCUCCGGAUCGGUUUGAGUGCAACUUCAUUCAUACAACAAUUUAUAUCCAUCUACAGCCUUGCAAGUGCCCGUAUCAUCCUGUUUGUGAGUGUCAUUACGAGAAAGACGGUGCAGCUCUGAACUGUGCGCGGCUAGCUCUGGUGAGGCAGCAUGUAGAAACCAGACCAGGAUGACGCUCACUCUGUGCCGAUGUUGGUGGCUCGCUGGCACAAGCCACUCGUAUCGCACUUGAACCCAAUUGUGAACUGGCUCUGACAUGAUGCAAAGCCACCACGAGGCACACUAUGUUUGUCUAUGUCGAGCAAAGGAAUCUGGAAGAGAGUCGCGUGUGUAAGUUAGUUGAACACACUGCACUGAUUUAUGAGAAGCGUGUCGGGACAAGCUCUACAAGGCCAGGGACGACGAGGCGAUGCGAGCAAGUUCGCCACGAAGUUAUUGAAGUCGACGAGGGUAUAAAAGGUCUCCACCGGGUGUUAAUUGGUAGUAAACAAGGCAAAUGUGCUAAGCGUCUUCCACGGCUGAAUUUCCCACCGAGCAGAUAUUUUCAGUGAGUUGUUUAGUGUGGAGUUAGGCGAUGCAUCAUGCCAGACAUGGCAGGACCCGUUGUACCUGAGGGAGACGAACAUCAUCAUCACCACCAUCACCACCACGCAACAGGCGUAAGCACCGAGGACGAUAGUAACAGCAGUAGCUACUGGGCACGACCAGAGGCUGACCGUGCCACACCACCUAUGUGGAAUGCCAGACAGACCUUUCCUGGGCUGAAACGAAGAGAUCAGGAGUGGCCAACUACUUCACAUUCAGCUCCCCACAACGCUCCGGAUGUCCAGUGUACACCCACCAUCAGCGGCUUAAGAGUUCGACAAAUGGUGGACAAGACCACAGUGACGGCGGGCUCGGCCAGCGAGCAGACUAGCCAGGUUCCAUCGACGGCGCACCCAAUAGGCGAUCUCCUGCCCAGUCUUCCAGCAGACGCUUCAGUAAUGGACCACCAUCGCCACCAACAGCGCCAGCAGCAGCAGCAGCCCAGGGAUGACAGUCAGCAGCGCUAUGGACGUUCCUCAGGUCAUCCUGGUGUCCUUGUUCCUCCUCAUCGUCCACACCAGCUACCUAUGACUAAUGUCAGCACGACCACUGCAACCGGAGAGCAACGACACGGAGGACAGGGCGAAGAGGAUGAUGCGGACAGUAAUGACUCGUCAUCGGAGCGAAGGGAAAGCCGCGCAGCCACCUCGUCCCAGUGGUAUGACGAUGACGAGAAGAAGACACGCGGUCGAGUCCGAAUAAAGAUGGAGUUCAUUCAGAACAAGUUGAAACGCUACACAACGUUUAGCAAGCGAAAGGCUGGACUCAUGAAGAAGGCAUACGAACUGAGCACCUUGACUGGCACUCAGGUUAUGCUGCUCGUGGCGUCGGAGACUGGACAUGUCUACACUUUCGCCACCACAAAGUUGCAGCCGAUGAUUACGUCAGAGGGCGGCAAAUCUCUAAUUCAGGCUUGUCUGAAUGCUCCCAACGAACCAAGCAGUCCGCCAUUUGACUACGGUAUAGGCAGUGACAGACCAACUUUAGCAGAUCCCAGGAUGGCUGCAACACCAGCAGGAGACAGCCGUGUCCCAGUCGACCCGAAAGUAGCGGCUAGUCUGCGGCAGUCGCACACAGGAUACGAAGAGACGGAGUUGAUGUGUGGCGUCAAAGAAGAAGCUGAUAUCGCCUCUCUUCAGGGUUACCCCAGAGUAGAUGAGCAUCUGGGUAUGGUUAUACCACCUAGCUCCUAUCCAAUGUCCUACCAUCGUCCGUCGGAACAGCAAGGAACCAUGGCGUUCGGGCAGGACUUCGGCAGCAACCAGCCACACGCAAGCCUUGAGCGACACGAUCUUCUUCAUCGCCACCAACAGCAGCAUCAUAGUCAGCAGCAGCAACAGAUACAACGGCAGCAACACCAGCAGCAGCAGCAGCUUCAACACCAGAUGUCGCAGACACGGCCAGGAUUUUCGCAAGAUCACCACCACGGCCUCCAAUCAUCGCCCCUGCUACCAACGUCUAGUUCAAUGCCAUCAAUCAGUCACCAGCCAAGUGACACCAGUAGCAGUAGCUUGUUCUCCACGGGUUGUGUGUCCUGCGUUGCCAAGGAUCCUGCACCCAGUGCGUUCCAAUUGCCAUCCACUGGACUUAUUCAAUCUCAGGCUAUGAUCACGAACCAUCCAGGCCAGGACUUUUCGCCCCUAAGCCACCCGGGCCACACUCCGAACCGCCCGACUCCCAGUAAUGUCCUGGGAGACCUGCCCCACGAGGGUGGUGAUCGAUCCGGGGGACUAUUUGGCCAACAGAUGAACAAGAGCAUGGCACCGCCAAACCUGACUCUUCCCACACAAGCACUGGGUCAGCAGCAACCUCUUCCACCAGGCCACAUCGGCAGUCCACCAUCUCAUGGCCACCUCAUGCAACUUCACGAUCCACCCCCAGGCCCCACAGGUAUACAGUCACACCAGCAACAGCAGCAGCAGCACUCGCAUCAGCAGAUCUUUCCAGGUGUCCCGCGCACCCAAUCGUCACCUUCUGCUCCAAAGCUGACGCACCCACCUCCGUACGGACACUAUCCCUAGUGACGUCACGUGUGUCGCGGCUCAGUCUAUGUGGAGGACACCAGACGAUUGCGUUAUGACGAUAAUGAUGAUUAUGUUUUAUUAUGACAUGAGAUACGGUGAGCAUGAAGAUCAGUAGUUCACCCAUCACCAUGGUUAGCAUCAUGCAAUGCCCGCCUGCUGUUUUUCAUUCCCUUCGAACCACCACGUGCUGAAGAUGAACGGUUUCCUGCUAGCAGUGUGCACGCAAAGCUGCUUGACCAUGGGCAAGGUAGCCCUAUGCUCUGAUUACCCUCACAUCAUUCCUGUUUGAUUGAACAUGUCAGAAUGAACAUUCCUUGCCUUUCACUUAUUGAAAUAUCUAAUGGUGGAUCAUGGCAUAUGUCUUAUUAUGAUUUCUGCUUGCGAACCUACUACCUGUAGCGUUUCGCGAGAGACUACUAUUAGGCAAAAAUGCAUGCUUUGUUCAACAUGUAGUUUUUUGCACAUAAUCAUAGACAGCACAGUCUCCGUUCCACCAACCUAAUUGUGAAAAACUGCCAAUCUUGUUGAUUCAGCACUGUCAUAAUUAUCACAAACACUGUUUUAUCUUGGACAAAUUUCCCUACUUUCACAUCAAUAUCCGAUUGGUGUCGAUCAAUGAGCCUAUAACCUACCUCCCAGAUUUGUACAUACUAUCUCCUUA
This is a messenger RNA of Sycon ciliatum, 3637 nucleotides long. RefSeq lists its product as uncharacterized. NCBI's taxonomy places the organism in Eukaryota, Metazoa, Porifera, Calcarea, Leucosolenida, Sycettidae. Gene Ontology annotation, biological process: positive regulation of transcription by RNA polymerase II. The coding region runs from base 949 to 2973 and encodes 674 amino acids. Gene Ontology annotation, molecular function: DNA-binding transcription factor activity, RNA polymerase II-specific; protein dimerization activity; RNA polymerase II cis-regulatory region sequence-specific DNA binding. The record is from RefSeq and is a predicted model, not a curated record. The transcript has 4 exons.